This is a messenger RNA of Triticum aestivum (bread wheat), 1870 nucleotides long. RefSeq lists its product as uncharacterized. The coding region runs from base 282 to 968 and encodes 228 amino acids. The record is from RefSeq and is a predicted model, not a curated record. NCBI's taxonomy places the organism in Eukaryota, Viridiplantae, Streptophyta, Magnoliopsida, Poales, Poaceae. The transcript is spliced from 5 exons.
GACAACCCUCCGAUCUCAUUCCUAUAUAAUGGAGAUUCGUUGCCGGCUCCCAGUAAUCUGACACGAAAUUUUGCAACAGAUGUACAACAAAGUUCUAAUGUAGCUUUGAAUGUCGCCAAGCAAACUUUAAAAAAUGGGAUGUCAGACGAAAAAAGGGAGCAGUACAAGGCCAGGAGGCAAGCUGCUUAUCGGAAGAAAAAAGAGGAUGGUACGGUCAAGCGCCAAGAUGAAAAGAGGAUGGUACGGAAGCCGCUUCAGCUGAUGGCGGCCUGCCGACGAGCAUGCCGACUUACGCUUUCGGUACCGAUGAAGACACGGAGGCAUUCCUUAGCCGCAUAAUGGGCGAUGAUCCGAUACCACCUGACUUCAUGGAUGACGAGUACUAUCUAUUUGGCGGCCAAGGAUCCGAUGUUGAGAGCAUGGAUGGAGGCAAAGCCGCGAGCAUGUCCAGCGCUGAGCGUAUCGACAUUGAUCCAUUCGACUAUGUCUAUUCAAACCUCCCCGACUUCACACACAUACUGAAGCAUGCUGCUAACUGCGACCACUGCAAGGCCAAGAAGUUUGAGUCUGAGACCCAGGGCUUCCGCUGUCGCAACGGGAAAAUCGAGCUCAAGGAACCAGAUCCCAUACCAGAGCUAAUGAGGCUUUGGUCCAGCACGGAUGCGGACUCUAGACACUUUCAGGAGAACAUACGGUUCUUCAACGACCACUUCUCCUUCACAACCCUGGGCGUCAGCCUUGAUGAAAACUACACAAACAUGAAGUCUGGGGUGUACAUGUUCCGGGCGCACGACACCAUCUACCACAACAUGCAUUCCUUUGGGCCAAGCUCUCGUCCAGAACAUCUCCAGUUGUACUUCUACGACGACGACCCGAACCUGACCCAUCGCAAGGCUGCCACCAAGGAUAUGGACCAGAAUGUUGUCAUGAAGUUAGUGGACAUACUCCGGGGAAACCCGUACUCCUAGCAGUUUAGGAGUUUGGGUGCACACAAGGACAACCUUGACGAUUACAUGAUAGACCUCAACACCGAUCAGAGGCUUGACCAACGGAAAUAUAAUGGACCGGUGUCAUCUGAGGUCGCUGCAAUCUGGGUCGAGGGCACUGACCUAGCGAAAAGGUUUGAUCGUAGGAUUACACUUUGCGGUAACAACAACCAGAGGCACAGUAUACAUGUGACUGAUGGCUCAUAUGACCCGUUGUCUUAUCCACUCUUCUACCCAAGGGGGGAGCUCGGUUGGCAUCUGAAGCUACCUAAACGGAAUGUCCCUUGGGAGGUUGUACAACAACCAAGAGGGGGCGAUGAUGAUAUGGAUGCAGACGAGAAUAGCAGGUUAUGCGUCUCCGUGAGAGACUACUACUGUUACAGGCUGCAGACACGGCCUGCAAUAUUCAAUCCCAUACUAUGUGGAGCAUGAUUGCUCUAGCAAUGGGGGGUCGACAUGUACAUCAAGAUUGAGAGUUGUAGGUUAAAAUGGUACAGAAAGAACCAGAUGAAGAUCCGUGCUGACCUAUAUAAAGGUGUUGUUGAUGCGAUCACAUCCGGGGAGACACGAGCAAGCGCUGUUGGAGUAAGGAUAGUGCUCCCUGGAACAUACCCAGGUGGCGACCGCGACAUGAAGUGGAGGCAUAUGGAUGCCAUGGCAAUUGUACACACAUACGGGAAGCUUGACGUUUUCUUGACGAUGACCUGCAACCCUAACUGGGAAGAGAUAACAAAUGAGUUGUUUCCUGGUCAAACAGCGCAAGACCGCCCUGAUCUUGUGGCUCGCGUGUUCCAUGGCAAGCUAGAGGCUAUGAAAGAGAUGUUGUUCAAGAAGCACAUACUGGGUGUUGUUGUCGUAUAUGUAUACGUAGUCGAGUUUCAGAA